Molecule: messenger RNA, 2160 nt
Organism: Pocillopora damicornis (cauliflower coral)
Lineage: Eukaryota; Metazoa; Cnidaria; Anthozoa; Scleractinia; Pocilloporidae
Product: solute carrier family 23 member 1
Biological process (GO): transmembrane transport
Cellular component (GO): membrane
Molecular function (GO): transmembrane transporter activity
Source: RefSeq, a predicted model, not a curated record
AUUUCGGAGCCUGAUGUUGAGCAGAAGACAGAAAAGAAAGCGAGAGUUUUUGGUUUGGUAUACCUCAUAGAUGAGAAUCCACCAUGGCACAUCAGUUUAUUGUUGGGUUUCCAACAUUAUCUGGCCAUGACUGGAGGAACAUUGGCUACGCCCUUUAUUCUCAGCAUUCCAAUGUGUUUCUCAAACAACACGCUUGUCAUUAGCGAGGUUAUGAGUACUACGUUCUUUGCCUGUGGCAUUGUAACUCUCCUACAGAGUACAUUUGGAGUUAGGCUCCCAAUCGUUCAAGGUGGAACGUUCUCCUUUAUCAUUCCAACAUUUGCCAUCUUGUCUCAACCGCAGUGGAUAUGUCCCAAGCUUGAAGAAAAUUUUAAUUCAACCAGUAGCUCAAUCAUUAAAAAUGAUGACAUUUGGAAACCUCGAAUGAGAGAGAUCCAAGGAGCCAUUUUGGUUGCUUCCUUACUUGAAAUGUUUAUCGGCUUCUCUGGCCUCGUUGGUUAUCUUCUUCGUUUCAUCGGACCGCUGACCGUAGCGCCCACAAUCACCUUGGUGGGUAUGGCACUUUUCCCAGUAGCGAUGGAACAAUCGGGAUAUCAUUGGGGGAUCUCAAUGAUGACUAUCGUGUUAAUAGCUUUGUUUUCGCAAUAUCUUAAGAACGUCAAGGUACCAUUUCCCGGGUACAACAAAGAACAAGGAGGUUGCUUCAUGGGUCGCAGCGCCAUAUUCAGAUUAUUUCCAGUUAUUCUAGCCAUCGCAGUAGCAUGGAUUAUUAGCGCCAUCAUCACCGCGGCCGGCGGCUUUCCUUCCGAUCCCAGCGUACCUCAGUAUAAGGCCAGAAGUGAUGCCAGGAUUGAUGUCCUGAGAGAAGCUAAGUGGUUUAGAGUUCCGUAUCCAGGUCAAUGGGGAACGCCCACAGUUAGUGCCGCAGGGGUCAUCGGGAUGUUUGCUGGUGUGAUAGCUUCAAUCAUCGAGUCCAUUGGAGAUUACUACGCAUGCGCCAGGAUUUCAGGAGCUCCUCCACCGCCAAGCCAUGCCAUAAACCGUGGAAUUGGGAUGGAAGGAAUUGGAUGCCUUUUGACUUCAGCUUUUGGCACCGGAAAUGGUACGACAUCAUAUAGUGAAAAUGUUGGAGCUAUUGGCAUCACGAAAGUUGGCAGUCUCCGUGUGAUCCAGUAUGGUGCAGUCGUAAUGGUAGUUGUUGGAGUUUUUGGUAAAGUUGGCGCAUUCUUCGUCUGCAUCCCAGAUCCUAUUCUUGGUGGAGUGUUCAUGGUUUUAGUUGGGAUGAUUACCGCUGUUGGAAUCUCUAAUGUACAGUAUGCUGACAUGAAUUCGCCGAGGAAUCUGUUCAUUGUUGGAUUUUCAAUUACAUUUGGUAUGGCGCUGCCACUAUAUUUGCAAAACCAUCCAAACGCAAUCAAGACAGGUUCUCCAGAAUUUGACCAAAUCAUCUCAGUCCUUUUAAAAACAAGUAUGGCAGUAGGUGGUAUCGUUGCAAUUAUUUUGGAUAACACCAUCCCUGGAACUGAUGAGGAACGCGGGCUUAUGGCUUGGAGGCAAAGUGUUUCAGAUGAGAAUGGCGAACAGUUUCAAACAGCCUCUAUUAAAAUCUACGAUCUGCCGUUUGGCCUCAAUCGCCUCAGCAACUACAAAUUUGCCAAGUAUCUUCCCUUUUUACCAAAUUCUGACGACAAAAAUGAAAUAAACGAAAAUGUGGAAUUGAAAGAAAAAAACGCGGGAGGGUUGGGUCGGGUCGCGUAAUUAAUUCUACGCGAUCGCCCCAAACUUCCCUGUUUUUGCUCUGCCGCUGCUAUCGCGCCGUGCACUAUUUCGCUCUGUUGCACUAACUGGAGUAAUGUCUUAAAUCAGAAUGCAAGUUCAGGAGAACGGGGGAUAAGCCCAACAAGAUGGGCUCCUUACUUGAACCUCGUCAGUUUCCGCUAUGUCUUGAUAAUCUUUACAGAGCAGUUCAUUUAGAACUGUGCCAGUUUUUGUUUCUGUUUUCAUCUCAGUCUCUCUAGUAGCUCUACGACUUAAGAAAGGAAAUAUCUGCUUUUCAUUUUAACAAGAUGUUUGUUUCAUACGCUUAAUCAAAAUAAAAGUUUUUGGUUUGUGAACUCCAAUGCUCUUUUACAUCAUUGUGUUGGCAAAUUGCAUCGGCGG